Oppiella nova is the source of this 2022-nucleotide messenger RNA. Lineage: Eukaryota; Metazoa; Arthropoda; Arachnida; Sarcoptiformes; Oppiidae. The record is from the annotation of a GenBank genome assembly.
AUGCUUCCGAUUAAGACGGAGGCCUAUUGCUGUACCGGUGCCCACGCGCCUAGAGAUAAGUGUGUUAAAGAGUACUGGCCCGUCGACUACCCGUCCAUUUUCAAACACUACUGUCCCGAUGCCUAUAGCUGGGCCUACGAUGAUGCAUCCAGCAUGUUUGCGUGCCGUGGUAAACCGUAUACUGGCCUAGGUCUGGGUCAUAACACCCCUGUCGACACACCUGAGCUGAUCCCGGAUCUAUGUGGCAAUAAGCUAGCACAAUUUAUCACCGGAUAUUCAUUUGCGUUGGCCAUAGAUGACGGUAACAGGGUCUAUAGUUGGGGUCAUAAUAGUGAGGGUCAGUUAGCCCGGGAUGUGACCCCAGAAGGCGUUUAUCUAAAGCCAAACAAAAUAGCAUUUUUUGAUAAGAAAAAUGUUUCGCAAAUCAGUUGCGGUUUACUUCACACCUUAGCCCUCACAGCUGAGGGACAGGUGUACGGCUGGGGUCGCAAUAGCUUUGGACAGGGCAAUAGGACGACCCCCUCGUACGUGGCGUUCACAGACACGGAACGUCUAAUUGGAGACUCGGCUAAGAAUAUGAAUCCGUCGAAUACCGUCUAUGACGCCAAGAGACUGAUAGGUCGGGGCUUUGAUGACCAGUUGGUUCAGUCAGAUAUGAAUCACUGGCCCUUCGAAGUGGUGUCCGAUUCGGGCAAACCUAAGAUCAAAGUGGACUAUAAGGGAGAGUCGAAGUACUUCUCUCCCCAAGAGAUCUCAGCGAUGGUGUUGUUGAAGAUGAAGGACAUCGCGGAGGCAUACCUGGGCGGACAGGUGUCCAAUGCCGUGGUGUCAGUGCCCGCCUUUUACAACAACUGUCAGCGUCAGGCUAUCAAAGACGCGGCAAUCAUGAGUGGUCUUAAUGUCCUAAGGAUUAUCAAUGAGCCGACAGCGGCGGCCAUUGCGUACGGACUCGACAUGAGGGGAGAGCGCAAUGUCCUUAUCUUCGACUUAGGCGGCGGUGCGCUCGACGUGUCGGUCCUCACCAUCCAAAACGGCAUCUUUGAAGUGAAGUCGACGGCCGGAGACAACCAUUUGGGAGGCGAGGACUUCGACACCCGAGUGGUCAACCAUUUUGUAGCGGAGUUCAAACGCCAGCACCGGAAGGAUCUGUCGGUGAAUAAGCGAGCGAUGCGUCGGCUGAGGAGGGCCUGCGAGGACGCGAAGAGGACGCUCUCGUCGUCCAGUGAGGCGUCCGUCCAAAUAGACUCACUCUUCGAUGGCAUCGACUUCUACUCAACGAUCACGAGAUCCCGGUUUGAAGAGCUGAACGAAGACCUGUUUCGGUCGACUCUGAAACCGGUGGAGAGGGCGUUGAGGGACUCCAAGCUGGACAAGGAUCAGGUGCACGACAUCGUACUGGUGGGCGGGUCGACACGGAUUCCCAAAAUACAGAAACUUCUUCAGGACUUCUUCGGCGGUAAACAACUCAAAAGCGUUAAUCCGGACGAAGCGGUCGCAUACGGGGCCGCAGUUUUGGCGGCGAUCCUCAACGGCGGCAGGAUUGAGGCCGUGCCGGACUUCCUGCUGCUCGACGUGACCCCCCUGUCCCUGGGCAUUGAGACUGCGGGUGGAGUGAUGACCACUGUUAUCAAACGCAACACAACUAUCCCCACUCGUCAGACCCAGACAUUCACCACCGCAUCGGACAAUCAGUCUGUAGCUACCAUUUGGGUGUAUGAGGGGGAGAGUGCUAUGACUCGAGACAACAACCUUUUGGGCAAAUUAUUGUUGACAGGCAUUCCUAGGGCGCCCAGAGGUAAGUCUGAGAUUAAGGUGACCUUCGACAUCGACGCCAACGGUAUCCUCGAUGUGUCGUCCGUUGACAAGGGUAUCUUCGAAAAGAAUACCAUUUCGAUUCGAGAGGUGAACAAAUCAAGUGAGGUGACCGAAUUAAGUAAGGUGACCAAAUCAAGUGAGGUGACCUCCGACAUCGACGCCUACGGUAUCUUCGAUUUGUCGGAAGAUGACGAGUUUUUCCGAUGA